This is a messenger RNA of Melanotaenia boesemani (Boeseman's rainbowfish), 1282 nucleotides long. RefSeq names its product ubiquitin specific peptidase like 1 (gene uspl1). Bases 113 to 1282 code for a protein of 389 amino acids. The record is from RefSeq and is a predicted model, not a curated record. Gene Ontology annotation, biological process: Cajal body organization; protein desumoylation. Gene Ontology annotation, cellular component: Cajal body. Gene Ontology annotation, molecular function: SUMO binding. The transcript has 6 exons. NCBI's taxonomy places the organism in Eukaryota, Metazoa, Chordata, Actinopteri, Atheriniformes, Melanotaeniidae.
CUGAUGCACAACUGGAGGCGGCCGGAAAGCGAACGUUCCUGUCACGAACUCGUCAGUCGGUGCACAUGGCCAGAUUUCACCGGUGAAGAUAAAUAAGCGCACUUGUGCACGGAUGGAUUUCACUCAUCACCACUCCAGUCCUAAAUUUGACACAACUCUCGUCCCUCUGGAGGUUCUGGGAAGGGCCACUUCACUGGAAUAUUGUCCUUGGUGUACUUCGAAGGGCUUCACUUUUUCUUUGCGCUCCUACCGUGUCAACUUCGAGGAGUCAAUCAUCCUCUGCACAAACCCACAGUGCCUUUUCCCACUGGUCUCCCAGCCCUUGGAGGACAUUUUGGCUAGCUUGGAUCCUGUGGAGCCCACUGUUAGGAACAAAAGAAAAAAAUCUGUUGCACUGGAAAAGGAAGAGCUAACUAAACUUCCACUUAAACGCCUGCGAUCAAGCGAAGCAGAGGAUCUUGAGCCACAAAGUGGUACUGACAGUCCUGUUAGCCCAGCAGAGCAAUGUGCUGUAAAUCCUGUCAGAAAUGGUCUACAUGCAACACCUGAGGCUGAUGGUAAACAGGUUAAUAGAUACCACGAGGCUUCUCCGGAUGUAGAGUCAACAGGAUGGGCUUCACUACAAAAAGAGGGUGUUCAAGAGCGGGGUCCAGACCGGGUUGAGCAUACAUACAACCUUACUCCUACAUAUUCGCCCUCAGUUGGUCACUUGUCAGACAUUUUGUUGUUGACUGCUGAUAAAGAUAAGUCUGCACCCUCUCCUAACUUUGAUGGUUUGGAUAUAAUAGAGGGUGGCCUUGUACAGAAAAGUCCUCCUGUGCCAGAGUCAGACAAGCUUGUAUUUGUUCCAAAGCAGUUGUUCUGGGGUAACAGUGACAACCUGUGUUGGCUGGACUCACUGCUUGUUGCUUUGGUAAACUGUAAGAGCUUGAAGUUCAAACCUGAAGAUGAGCCUCAGUGGUCGACUGUGUGGCAGCUGAUGAAAAGAUAUGAAGCCAUCUGUACUUCUGUCCAGGAGCAACAGCUGAUAAACAAAGAUGGUGUUCCAAGGGUCCCGAGUCAUGUGCUGCACAAGGCCAGCGCUGACCUGCAGAGUCUCAGGAUGUCGGUCUUCAAUCAGUUGCAGCCCAAACUGCACUGCAAACUGGGUCAAAUGGAAACUCCUGUGUUUGCCAUGCCACUUCUGCUCACAAUGGACUCCUGGGUGGAGUGUCUUUUCAAGACGACCUUUCACUGGGAGUUCAAAUGCAGUGAAUGCAAAGUUAUCACAAAAGAAAAGUAG